AUGGAUAGAAUCAGAGUGCAGAUGGCUGUGCUUGAAAAAAAGUUUGACAUACUGAGGGAUAAUGCAGGUAAAUCAUCAAAUGCGAGCAGCGUGUAUAAUGAUUCCACUGGUUCGGCAGUGUCGGCCGAAGGAUUGUCUACAGGCCAACACAGCCACACCGCACACCUUAACGAAAUCAGCGUUUUGGAUGAGAAGCUGCAAGGGCUCAAAAAAAUGACAAUUGCUGGUAAGCCUUCAUGGAUAACCUUUUUAGGCCCAUUAUCUAGAUUUUGGCUAUUCUAUUCACGCGAUAUGCUUCGAAACAUGCUUAGCGGUAUGCGAAGCAUUAUGAAUCAAUAUAAACAGAUCUGGACUCAGACUCAUGACCAGAUGGUACAGGGCAUGGGUUUAAUUGGAGACUCAGAAAAGGAGGACGUCGUUGUUAAACUGAUCAAUCAGAUCAUAUGCCCAAACUAUCAGGCUUUUUCAGAGCGUCUUACAUACUUUGAAAAUCAGUUGAACGGCAUGAUAUUUGGGGGCUUUAUCCCGAUGGAUGUCAUCCACUCACUAUUCUCAUCAUAUUUUACUGAGUCGAAUGAACCAGCGAAGUUAUGCGUAUUCAAUAAACCAGAGAAGCCCUUUUUUUAUGCCGAUAUUGCGGUUGUGGUAGCUUUAGUCCACCUAGUCGUUAUUUUUACGCAGAACAACACUCAAAAGCGACAGUUUAACCAUCACCUUGAUGCUUCUACCAGUAUACUCAGCUCGCUGGCAGUGAACUUGAUGGAUAUUUCACAGUUCAGGAGAAAGCGCACGCAAGAGGCACUACUAGCGGUUAUCCUCUUGCGUUCGGGCUUAUAUGUCUUCGAGAGCUCGAAGGGACUUGCAGGAGAAGUUGACUCUUAUCCGAUUUUCCAGACUGCCUUGGAUAUGUGCUAUCAAUUAGGUAUUCACUCCGAUCCUGAUAUAGCGAACAUGUUCAUUUUCAAAAAUGACCAAUUCAUGAAAACCAGAGUGAUGUCCCACCAGGAGAUCAGGGAACUAUGGAAUUACAUGCAGAUAGAGGAUGCAUGCUAUUCUGUGGGUACCGGCUCACCGUUGCAGAUAAGCUACACUUUUUCCGCCGAAUUUCAUCGGAGAUCUGACUUCUUUUUUGAAAAUAAACGAGAAGAGGCUUUGAAGCUAAUGAGAGAUGUGGCUCUAAUUGUUAACUCUCGGAGGGCUGUCUCGAUCAGGGAGAUCCUUGACUUAAUUCAUGCCAUGAUAGAGUUCUGCCGCCAAUUGCCUUGCCAUAUGUUUGUGCCAGGAGGGACUGUUGGCGAUAUAGAUGAACUUGCGGCACUUUGCCGUAUCAAAUUAAUAUUUUUUCAGACAUUGCAGUGCUUGUGUCGAAUGGUGAUGGUUGGCAUAAAGGAUUUGCAUCGUAAGGAUUCACCUUCAAUUCAUGACAAGGUUACUGCCAAUAUUUUGAGUAAUAUUACAAGAGAGAUGUUUAGACAGUCUCUAGUUUCCUGUGCGUUGUCGCUACAUGAGAUUUUACUGAUCUGUGAGGGAAAGAGUAUUUUUGGUUCUGACAGAAACAGCAAGUACGUUGUCUUCCUAAGAGAGACAUUCUGCCGUACAUUUGGACAGUCAUUUAUUCUUUGGUUCACAUACUUACUCCCGCGCGCAACGAAGGAUUCGGAGCUUAUCGGCGAGUUUGAAAAGGAGACAACGCUCUUUGAAUACCCGCCCAGAGAAAAUAGCUACGAGGGUGAGAUGGACUACAAAGUUUUAGAACGAGCCCUAUAUUACCAGCAUAGUCAGGAGAGUCCUGAAUUCAGUGAAAGGCUUUGUGCACGAUUACUCCUCCCAUCUGAAUUGAUUUCAUUUGCUUCCGAUUUCUACAAAGAAGUGAGCGAAAAUGAAAUUAUGAAGAACAACCUUGAUUCCUUCUUGAUGGCCAAGACCGUUAUCAUCUGGAGGUAUAUUACUGAGGCCAUCGAGGAAUCCAAAAAUUCAUGCAGCACAAAGGAAACACGGGUUCCUGAUAUCAUUUCUAGAGCUAGAGAAAAGCUAGAGAGAGAUUUUUGUCUAGAAGGAGAUAUUAUACAGCUGGAAACACAGGGAAUACAAUUCGAGAAAAUGCUUGAUUCUCUCUUUGCGGAACAGGAUUGGCUUAACAUUCCUGCGGGUUUAAACUUUGAAGGCGGCCAAUCGAUACCUACAAGCGUGGCCACUAGCACAACAAACACUCUCGAUGCGUCAAGAAGCGACUACAUCGAUGCAGAGUCACUGAGCGACUAUCAUGCUUUGACAGGAAAGGGUAACGAAAUAUAG
Brettanomyces nanus is the source of this 2295-nucleotide messenger RNA. RefSeq lists its product as uncharacterized. The transcript has a single exon. The record is from RefSeq and is a predicted model, not a curated record. Bases 1 to 2295 code for a protein of 764 amino acids. NCBI's taxonomy places the organism in Eukaryota, Fungi, Ascomycota, Pichiomycetes, Pichiales, Pichiaceae.